GAUGGACUGCACGUUCAUGGAGAACGUGAUCGCGCUCUGGUUAACACUCAACGGGUCGGCGUGGGGCGGCGCGUGGUCGCUGGCCACGCUGGCCGUGCCCGCCGACAUGCCGCGCGUGCGCUUCGCCCCAGACACCGUCAACGCGCUGCUGCAGUCGCUGUGCACAUUGGAAAACGUAUCGCUGAGGUGUUGGGUGUUAUCCAUGCAAACCCUCGCCUGGAUCACCAAUUUGCCUUUGCAGAUGGAAGGCAGCACUCAGACUAUGGGUCGAGUGAUACUCGAAUGCGAGCACUUCGUGCCGGCUGUGGUGAAGUUCAUCACCAUGAAUGUUGCCACAGAUGGCGCUGUGAUCUCCUCGGAACCUUAUCUUGGCGGAGCCACAAUCGGCGCGGGCGCGGGCGCCGCGUCCGCCCUGCACGCGCUGCUGUCGCGCGUGGUGUGCGCGCGCGGCGCGGCGGGCGCGCUGGCGUCGCUGCGGAUGGUGGCGAGCGUGUGGCGGCGCGGCGGCGAGCCCGGCCAGGCCUACGACCUGCAGGCCACGCUGCUGCGCCUGGCGCUGUCCAUCCUGCAGCUGCUCAGCGGCCGCCACACGCAGCACGCGGUCGCGCUGCUCGACACCGUCGCUCACAUGUCAGCCGGCUGGGUGCGCGAGAGCAACAGCUCGCGCGGCGAGGCCGGGUCGGAGGCGCGGCUGUCGGGGCUGCUGGCCGACGUGCUGGGCGGCGGCGGCCGGCGCGCCCCGCUGCGACGCGCCGUGCUGGCCCAGCUGCUGCACUACUGCCGCAAGCUGCUGGCCGUGCCCUACCCGCCGCCCGCGCCGUCUGGAUCAAGUCCGAACAUGUCCACGGGCGAACAGUCACAAACGGACGAAAGCAAGGCGCAGCAUUCACAGCACGCGGCUACUAAUGUGGAAGACGAACGCAAGCAGCAAGCUGCGAGAACGCCUUGCCACGCUGACACAGUACUACAACACCCACUCAUUAUGGAGAGAUUCUACAGAACGCUGUCCAUGUGCGACGGCAUGAGUAACCUAUUUUUGAACUCUGGUAAAUAAUUAAUAUGAAUGAACUCAGAGACGGCUGGCGACUACGCGUCUCUGAAGGAGGAGGUGUUCUGGCUCGUAGCCACCAUCCCUAGCGUGGCUGCCAACCCUGUGCUUAUGGUUUCUAGCAUUAUGGACUUCAUCAGGAAAGAAGAAGUCGUCCACCUAUCUCAAGCUAUGCAGCAGCUAAUCAUCCGUCUGCUGGACAAGCCCGAAGCGCAGGCGGCUUUCAUCGAGGCCGGCGGGCUGGAGCUGGCCGUUGAGAAGCUCACCGCCUGCCAUCUGUCAGGACCGAGCAACAGCCAGGGGCUGGUGUCCUCGCUGAUGAACUACCUGAAGCUGCCGCCGCAGCUCAUUAACCUUUCCACGCCCGCUACCAGCAGCAAGAAGAACCAGCCGCCCGUCAUUGAGACCACUAACGGGCUCGUCAACAUUGCACCGCUGUGUUCGGUGUCGUGCGGCAACCCGACCGCGCAGGCGGCGGACGUGCUGCUCGAAGGCUCGGGCACGAGCAGCGGGCGCGGCACGUGCGCGGCGCGGCGCGUGCGCGCGGCCGCCUGGUCCUACCACUUCUUCAGCGCUGACGACACGUCGCUGGCUCUCACGCUCACGCUGCCCUACGCUGCGGCCUUACACGAGCUGCAGUUGCAGCCGCAUCUUACUAGUCUAGCCACGUGCCCAGGCGCCGUGGGCAUCGAGGCCGGCUGCGGCGACACGGUGGCGCCGCUGGGCCCGCCGCAGUGCACGGCCGGCAUGACGUUCAUCCGCCUGGCGCUGGCGCGGCCCGUGGUGUGCUCCACCGUCCAGCUGCGGCUCUACCGCCCGCGCGACUCGUCCAACAUGGGCCUGCUGCAGCUGCGGCUGCUCGUGGCGCCCGCCUUCAGCCCGCACGCGCCGCCCGCGCCGCCGCCCGCGCCUACCGGUUCCCGCAGGAACAACUGGGCGUGCGUGAUAUCCGCGUGCACGCGCGCGCGUUCCGGCGCGACGCGCUGGGGCGCGGCCGCGGGCGCCGGCGCGAUCAACGCACUGAACAACUGGGCGUGCGUGAUAUCCGCGUGCACGCGCGCGCGAUCCGGGGCCACGCGCUGGGGCGCCGGCGCGAUCAACGCGCUGUGCGGUCGCGUUAAGACCCGUCGCCAUCGUAUUAAUAGUACCGGUUCCCGCAGGAACAACUGGGCGUGCGUGAUAUCCGCGUGCACGCGCGCGCGAUCCGGCGCGACGCGCUGGGGCGCGGCCGCGGGCGCCGGCGCGAUCAACGCGCUGUGCGCGUGUGUGUUAGGAGGAGGACCGCCGGCGCACCACGCGCACCACGCACUGUUAGCCGCUGCCGUGCACGCGCCGUCGCCUGCGCAUCGCGCGAGAGUGCUGACGGCUCUGUUGCAGACCGAUUCUGCUGCUAGAGCUCACGAGUUCCAAGUGUCCCCCAACAUGCGCGGCUGCGGCGGCGCCAUGAACGGCGUGUGCGAGCUAGUGCGGCAAUUAUGCGCGCGCUGCCCCGCCGGCGCCGCCCACGCCUACCUGCAGUGGCUGGCCGGCGCCGCCGAGCGCUGGCUGCGCGACCGCACGCCGCCCUCCGCCGCGCUCACGCACACGCUGGCCACGGUGUUAUGGACGUUAAAAGAAGAAAGAUCUCUAGAAGACUUGGAACAGCUCAUCACAGAUGACUUGUUCGAGUUAGUGUACACGUGGGUCAAGGAUGUUCCCGAAUCUAGUCUACUAAAGAAAUCCCUUGAUUCCAUAUUGUGCUCAAUGUGCUACAUUCGCCCGGAAUUAUUCAAGAUGCUUUUGGAACAAAUGGAUAUUCCUAUGGAUCAAGAAGAAAGCAUGGAAGGCCUAACCGACGACACAAAGGUGCACGCCAUGCCAACCGGCCGACCGGAGCCGGCGGAGUGCGACAGCAGCGUGGCUUGGAAGCUGCGCGGCUGGCAGCUGCAGACCGUGGCCGCCGCCGCCAUGUCGCCCGCCGCCACGCCCGCACUGUUGCAUUCGCGGCUGCCCGCUUGCGCCGUGCGUGCCAUCACAGAAUUCAGCGAAGCAAAGCUAGAACUUAUCAAAGAGCAAAUGUCCUCACAAGACGACGUAACCAUGCUUGAAUGUGAGAAGGAAUUGCCUCAACCCAAUACUGAACUACCGUCAAUGAAAAACGUAUGCCAACUGGUGGAGUUUGCGCGGUCGCUGUGCGCCGAGCGGCGGCUGAAGGAGUGGCUCGGCACCACCGGCGCCUGCUUCUGGCAGCCGCUGCUCACGCUGCUGUGCUUCCCGCGACCGCCGGAGACCACGUGGCAAGAAGGCGCGCAGUACGCGGCGCUGGAGGAGGCCACGAUCCGGCUGUUCGCCGAGCUCAACGUGUGCCACGCCGCCAACCAGAAGCUCUUCGCGCACACGCUGCACCGGAUACUCGAGUCCAUGCACUGCACUGGUCCAGAGGGCAUCUCCGGGUUCACCCGAUCUCUGAUCCUUCGCCUGGUGCUAUCCGGGUCCCGCAUGCGCGUGGCGCUACGCUGGGGCGGCGCCUGGUGCGCGUGCGGCGCCUGCGGGUCCCCGCCGCACGCGCCGCCCGCGCCGCCCUCCGCCCCGCCCCGCCACCCCUCGCACCCGGCGGCGGCGCAUCAUGCCGUGCUGACGCUGCCGCUUCACACUACAGUGAGGGCGCUGCUGGCCGAACACAGACCUCCAUUGCCAAUAAUAGACGACACGGCAAAGAUGUGCGUGAGCACCGCUCCAGGCGGCGCCAACUCGGUGCUUCGCAGCGCUUCGGAUACGGCCAUUAUGACCGUGGCGGAGGCCUGGGAGCUUAGCCUGGCCGCCGCUAGCGCGUCCAAAGACAAACGCGUCAAAGACGUCAAGAACACGUCUCUGAAGCACCAGAACAGCAAGAAGAGGCAGCUGAAGGCGACCAAUGAGCCUUCCGUGCUGUGCGUGAGUGAUGAACUCAUCGAGUCCACAAUCCGGGUGCAAGUGCCGGGUCUGGAGGGCUUCAUCCCUCCCAGCACCACGCUCGCACAACUGGCUAUGGCCGCGCCGCAGGCGUUCGGCCCGCACCUCACGCUCACGCUGCAUCUCAACACCAAUGGCGACGUCUGGUCGGGUCCUACGUGGGAGCCGCCGGCGAACACGAACGCGGGUGCCUCGCGCUGCGGCGGCGUGGUGCUGCGAACAUUCGCGGCGUGCGGCGGGCUCGCCCUCGUGGCCGCUCGCCUGCCGCGCCCGCACGCGCCGCCGCACCCGCCGCCUGCGCAGCACCAUCACCACCACGACCUGGACUGGGUCAAGCUGGACGAUCCUUAUGAGGAGGUGGUAGAACUAGGCGUGAUCUCAGGAAGUAGUGCAGCGACAGAGGAAGGCGGCGGGGUGCCGGCGCACGCGCUGGGAGCCCUAGGGCUCCUGCUGAAGCUGCCGCGCUACGCCGCCGCGCUACUGGACGAGGGCGCGCGCGCCGCGCACCUGCUGCGCCUGCUGCUCGGCGUGGCGCACGACGAGGACGGCCGGAGCAUAGUCGUCGGCGGCAACGGCAGCGGCACCGGCGAAGCGGGCUGGUCGCUCGGUACUCUGCCGUUCCGCGUGGUGUCCCGCCUGCUAGAGACCAGCGGGCCGCUGGGCUCGCCCGAGGCUGUCGCCUUACGCCGCGCCCUGCUGGCGUUGGGCGCCGUGCGGCUUGUGCUCGCCUGCCUGGCUGUGUUCACGCACCAUAGACCCGCCUCCAACGAUAACAGCCAAGCCUCAAACGGGUCGGGCAAGUCGGAAGACAAGAGCCAGCUGUACUGGGCCAAGGGCACGGGUUUCGGCACGGGCUCCACGCAGCAGUCGUGGAACGUCGAGCAGGCACUCGUGCGCCAGCGCACUGAAGAGGAGCACGUCACUGUGCUCUUGCAAGUCAUAGCCUCAUACAUGAACCCCGGCGAGAAGUGGCCUCCCGAAGAGAACUCCUCCGAAGACGAGUCCUCUUCCGGGCGGUCAUCGACCCCCGCGGAGACUGAGGGCGAGGGGGAGGGGGAAACCGAAGAGGACGAGCCACGUGACCUGCCCGCAGAGUUCAUCGACCUCAUUGCCAGCAGCUCGCUGGUGCCCGCGAUAUGCUCGUACCUUAGGAAUGACUCGGUGUUGGACAUGUCGCGGCACAUCCCUCUGUACGUGUGCGUGCUGCGCUGCGCACGCGCACUGGUGGGCGCGCGCAGCCGGCGGCUGGCGCCCGCGCUGCGCCCGCUGCCGCGCCUGCUGCACAACAUGAGCCGCACCACCAACUCCUACGCCGCCAAGCUUAG
This is a messenger RNA of Ostrinia furnacalis (Asian corn borer), 5304 nucleotides long. Its product is annotated as baculoviral IAP repeat-containing protein 6-like. Lineage: Eukaryota; Metazoa; Arthropoda; Insecta; Lepidoptera; Crambidae. Gene Ontology annotation, biological process: regulation of cytokinesis; apoptotic process; negative regulation of apoptotic process. Gene Ontology annotation, molecular function: ubiquitin-protein transferase activity; cysteine-type endopeptidase inhibitor activity. Gene Ontology annotation, cellular component: nucleus. The annotation marks the transcript as partial. The record is from RefSeq and is a predicted model, not a curated record. The transcript has 31 exons.